AUGUUCAACUGGGUCAAGCAGACCGUGGGCCUCACGGACCACCACUAUGGCCCUGAGGGCAUCCAGUCCGUAGCCAAGCAGGCGACCGAGACACCCUACACCGAGCUCACCAAAAAUGACCUCGCCUGGGAGGUUAUGGACGGCACCAAUGUCGAGACCAAGACUUUCUACAUGGUCAGCGACGACGGCCGCAUCGGCAUGGCCCAGGUCAUCUACAGCAACGUCUUGGGAGUGAGGACGACGGCUCAAUUCAGCAGCAAGGUCUUCUCUAAUGAUGCCAGCAAGCCACACGUGUGGACCUCAGACAACCUACACAACUUCGACUUCUCCAAGGACAGACAGAACUUCAAGGCUGAUCAUUGCUCCGUGGACAUCAGCGAGGACGGAAAGAGCUAUCAGAUCAAGUCGACGACGAGCAAGGAUGCGAACGUGGAUCUCAAGUUCACUCAGGUAACACCAGGCUUCGUGGUGGGCAAGAACGGAACCAGCACGUUUGGAACGGAUUCUGCGCAUCCCUGGGGGAAGAUGUACCACAAGUUCUGGCCAAGAUGUCGGGUUGAGGGUAGCAUCGUCACCAAGGACGGACCGGUUGACUUCAAGGGAUUGGGACUUUUCAUCCAUGCCAUUCAGGGCAUGAAGCCACAUUUCGCAGCCGCCAAAUGGAACUUCGCUUGGGUGCCAGCGCCGACCUAUACUGCCGUCAUGAUGGAGUACACCACCCCACCCUCAUAUGGCGAGACGGUCGUCAACAUCGGCGGCAUUGUCAAGGACGGCGAGAUCGUCUUCGCUGGUGCUUCUCCAUCCACCAAGGCUCAGCACACUGAGGUCAAGGGCGAUCCGGAACCAAACUGGCCAGAACCUGGUGCUGUCGCUUUCACCUGGGACGGCAAGACCAAGGAUGGCAAAGACCUACACGCCGAGGUCAAAGGUGCCAUACAGCCACGAACAGACCGAAUCGACGUAAUGGGCGAGCUUCCGAAAUUCGUCAAGCAGAUCGUCGCAGGCGCCGCCGGAACGAAGCCGUACAUCUACCAGUACACACCAAAGCUCAAGUUGAAGGUGAAGUUGGGAGAGGAGGAGAAGGAGGAGGAUGCCCAGGUUUUCAUGGAGGCGACUUUCAUCUCGUGA
This is a messenger RNA of Zasmidium cellare ATCC 36951, 1128 nucleotides long. RefSeq lists its product as uncharacterized. The transcript is spliced from 4 exons. Bases 1 to 1128 code for a protein of 375 amino acids. NCBI's taxonomy places the organism in Eukaryota, Fungi, Ascomycota, Dothideomycetes, Mycosphaerellales, Mycosphaerellaceae. The record is from RefSeq and is a predicted model, not a curated record. Gene Ontology annotation, cellular component: cytoplasm. Gene Ontology annotation, biological process: response to oxidative stress.